AAGGUGCAUCUACACUGUUGAAUUAAUCCAGUUUGGCACCACUUGAACAUGCCAUGGCUCCAUGUGAUGGAAUUCUGGGAGUUAUAGUUUUACAGGGUCAUUUGACAUUAGCUCAGGGCUCCUCUCAUCCCAAAUGGACCUCAAACGAAUCUGUGGCACUUUAUCUAUGUUUUUGAGUUUGCAACUUAUGAUGUGCACUUUGCUAAUCUACUAUUACAACCUCACUGUUUUUAAUUCUAUGUUUUAGUAAGUGUGUUUUUAUUCUCCUGGUUAAUGUUGAAAUAUUAUAACUGGUGCAUGUUAUUGUUUAUUGAUGUAUUGUACUUUGUUAUUGUUUUGUAUCUGAUAUUUCUGUGAGCCACCCUCCAGGGGGGAGAUGGAGGGGGGAUACAAAUAAAAUUAUUAUUAUUAUUAUUAUUGUAUGACACAGCAAACAAGAUAGAUAUGUUGGAUUUCGUAUCACAAAAUCACAAGUCGAACACUUCCCAAGUGUCCAGGACUGUGUGAUGUAUUUAUUAUUAUUAUUAUUUUAUUAUGACACAGCAAACAAGAUAGACAUGCUUCCCAAGUGUCUAGGACUAUGUGAUGUAUUUUCGGAAAUAAUAAAUGUAAUAAUAAUAAUAAUAAUAAUAAUAAUAAUAAUAAUAAUAAUAAUAAUAAGUGCAGUAAAAUAAUAAAUGUAAUAAAUAGAGUAAAAUAAUAAAUGUGUUAAUAAUAUUAUUGAGUCUCACUUAUCCAAGCUAAACAGGCUGGCAGAAGCUUGGAUAAACGAAUAUCUUGGAUAAUAAGGAGGGAUUAAGGAAAAGCCUAUUAAACAUCAAAUUAGGUUAUGAUUUUACAAAUUAAGCACCAAAACAUCAUGUUAAACAACAAAUGUGACAGAAAAAGUAAUUCAAUAUGCAGUAAUGCUAUGUAGUAAUUACUGUAUUUACUAAUUUAGCACAAAAAUAUCACGAUGUAUUGAAAGCAUUGAAACAAAAAUGGCUUGGAUAAUCCAGAAGCUUGGAUAAGUGAGAUUCUACUGUAAUAAAAAUAGAGUAAAAUAAAUGUAAAAGUAACAACAAUAAUAGAGUCAAAUAAUAAAUGUAAUAAUAAUAAUAAAAAUAGAGUAAUGGCUUGGAUAAUCCAGAAGCUUGGAUAAGUGAGGCUUGGAUAAGUGAGACUCUACUGUAAAUGUGCUUAUGUAUCCUUUUUAAUAAUAAUAGAGUGAAAUAAUAAAUGUAAUAAUAAUAAUAAAUGCAGUAAAAUAAUAAAUGUAAUAAAUAGAGUAUAAGCCGAGAGCGGUAAAUUUCAAAAAUAAAAAGAGAUACCAAUAAAAUUACAUUAAUUGAGGCAUCAGUAGGUUACAUGUUUUUGAAUAUUUAUAUAAAACUGUAACUUAAGAUAAGACUGUCCAACUUUGAUUAAAUCAUUAAAUGUGCUUAUGUAUCCUUUUAAUAAUAAUAGAGUAAAAUAAUAAAUGUAAGAACAAUAAUCAUAUCAGAGUGAAAUAAUAAAUGUAUUAAUCAUAAUAAAAAUAGAGUAAAUUAAAUGUAAAAGUAACAACAAUAAUAAAGUAAAAUAAUACAUGUAAUAAUAAUAAUUAAUAGAGUAAAAUAAUAAAUGUAACAAUACCAAUAAUAAUAGAGAAAAAUAAUAAACAUACCAUAUAUACUUGAGUAUAAACCGACUUGAAUAUAAGCCCACCAGGACCCUCACCCAAGUAUAAGCCAAGGAGGGGUUUUUUUCAGUCCUAAAAAAGGGCUGAAAAACUAGGCUUAUACUCGCGUAUAUACAGUAUGUUUAUUUUAUUUGAAUGUCCCAAGUCUUUAAGGCCCCUUCCACACAGCUGUAUACAAUCCACAUUGAACUGGAUUAUAUGACCGUGUGGACUCAGAUAACCCAGUUCAGUGCAGAUAUUUGUGGAUUCUCUGCCUUGAUAUUCUGCGUUUUAUGUCAGUGUGGACGGGCCCAUAGAUCCAGUGAAUCCUCCCAGGGCAAGGCUUAUUCUGUGCACAAUUUUGCUGCAAACCCUUUGCAUUGGGUUGCAAAGGAAAUGUUGCUUGCAAAAGCAGCCUGGGUUUUUUUUUGCAGAACUUUUCUUUCUUUGCGAAAGAGUGGCGGGAGGAGGAAAGAAUGGGUUGAGAAGAGGGGGGACGUGGCGGAAAAGGGGGGCGCAAAGUGCUUCUCGCACUGAAGCCUCCUCCCAGAAUGCAUUGCAAGGGAAACCACAGCCAGCUUCAAAAGGUGAGAAAAGGCUACAAAAGGAUGCUGCAAAGAGAGAAGGAAGCGGCUUUUGAGCACAGAAGAAUCCUAGCAUUGUCGAUCCGGAAGAGACCCCAAGGGCCAUCCUGUCCUAUUCUGCCAUGCAGCAAGGCACCAUCAAAGCCCUCCCGACAGAUGGCCAUCCAGGUGUUGCGUCGCCCCGGCCCUCGUCGGUCUCCUCUCUGGGCGGCAUCGGCGUUGGCAUGGCCUCCGACCCCAUGUUGGGCAGUUGCACCUCGGUCAACACGGUCUGUUCGGACAGUGACCGCCCGGUCAGCCUGAGCUCCUCGGCCUCCUCGGCUUCGCUCCAGGACAGCCAUAGCUCUUUCGGCAGCAGCGGAGGCCUCCUCGGUUGUCCGCCGCCGCCGCCGCCUUCAUACGCCCACCGAAACGGGAGCGAUAUCAGCUUGGACCUGACGCCCGUGGCCCUUCUGGAUGCCCCUGGGUACCCCAAGGACCACCCCGGGCGGGCCAAAGAGCGGCGGAUGAAGCUCUCGCACCUGGACCGGGUGGUGUUGGAGAUCGUCGAGACGGAGCAGGCCUACGUGCGGGAUCUCCGGAGCAUCGUGGAGGAUUAUCUCGGUUGCAUCAUCGACUGCGGGCAGCUGCCACUCAAACCCGAACAGGUCAAUGCCUUGUUUUGCAAUAUUGAAGAUAUCUACGAAUUCAACAGCGAGCUGCUGGAAGACAUGGAGCGGAACCCCAGUCCACAUGCAGUCGCGGAGUGUUUUGUUCAAAGGAGUGAAGAAUUUGACAUCUACACCCUGUACUGCAUGAACUACCCCAACUCUGUCUCGGUCCUUCGGGAAUGCAUGGAGAAUGAAGCCCUGGCUAAAUUCUUCCGUGAACGGCAAGCCACGCUCUCGCACUCGCUGCCCUUGGAGACCUAUCUCCUGAAACCGGUCCAGCGGAUACUGAAGUACCACUUGCUGCUCCAGGAACUGGCCAAGCAUUAUGACAAGAGCAGCGCUGGCUACGAAGCCGUGGAAGAAGCCAGCAUCACCAUGACUGCCGUGGCCUGGUACAUCAACGACAUGAAGCGCAAGCAGGAACAUGCCACGCGGCUGCAGGAAAUCGAGGGCCUGCUACUCGGCUGGAACGGCCCGGAAUUAGGGGCUUUUGGGGAGCUGAUCCUGGAAGGGCAAUUCCGGGUGCCGAGAGCCCGCAAAGAGAGGGUCUUCUUCCUUCUCAGCAAAGUGAUCCUGAUCGCCAAGCGGCGGGGAGACACCUUCAUCUACAAGAGCCACAUCUUUUGCUGCAACCUGGCUUUGCAAGAAAACACCAAAGACCCGAUGAGUUUCAAAAUCUCUGACCUUUCCAUCCCCAAACAGCAGCAUGUUGUCCAGGUGCGAAACCAGGAAGAGAAAAGGCUCUGGAUCCAUUACCUGAAGCGUUUGAUAGUAGAGAAUCACCCAGCAUCCAUUCCCCAAAAGGCCAAACAGGUUCUGCUGGAAAACAGCUUCCAAAGUUCUCCCGAAGCAUAUUUUGGUGCCGAAUCUCCCAAAAAGCCCCUUCCUUCUCCGCGGCUGGAUGAGUGCAAGGCCUCUGCACGCAACAGGCGGCAAUCGGAUCCUCCGGAAUACAUGUACAGUCCAGAGCGAGCCCGACGGAGCUGCCCGGUCCUGGCACUGGAAAAGAGUGGCUCCUCCUGGCGUGGGCGAAGGCAGUCCGAGCCGGCUAAAGAUUCCCAAAUCCUGUUUCAUCAAGCAGAUGUGGACAAAUUAAAGGCCUCCGAUAGCGAUGGGGAGCUCUUUCCAACUCCGGAGCAACUCAACCUCUCCGGAGCUCCUUCUGCCUCGGUUUCUGUUCUCGUCGGCGAUUCGGGAGCCGAAAAGUCCGAUCCGGACAAAGGAGAAGCGGAGUUCUCUCUUGCCGAAGAGUCUAUCCCGAGCAAUUUCUCCAUCACGGAAGAGAUCCUGGAAUUGCUUAGCCAGCGGGGUCUGGAUCAGGAUGCUGGGAAAGACGUGGUUUUUGUGGACGAGGUGAAGGUGGAAGCAAGCCACUUGGACGCCCAGGACCAGCCCCUACCAAAGGUUGCACUGGGAGAAGGAGAGGAGAAAGGAGAAGAGGAAGAAGGCGCAUUCCAAGAGGAUCCUUCUAUAGAUGCCAUCCAUGGACCCAGGGAGACCAUCCAAGACCAUCUGGCCCCGGUGCUUCGCCAUUCGUUUACUAGUGACUCCUCGGAAGAAGAGGAACGGCAUCAGGAAGGGUCAGACGGACCUUCUCCCCUCCACGUUCUGGAAGAUUUGGGCUCUGCAGAAGCCAGUGGAAAACUGGAGGAGACCCUCAAUGAGGUUUCCCACCAAGAUGAUACCCAAACCAGUGAGAUCCUCUGCCCUGAGGAUGGUGAGCAAUCCCAUCAUCCAACCGCAGGCCUCCAAAAGGCAUGGGGUGGCCCCAGAGAGGUCAAGAAGACAGAGGAGGGUCCCAAGCGGGACUCCACUUUGACCAAGGAGGACUGGCUCUUGAUUGAGAAGAUCAAGAACUACUACGAAGGGGUGGAGAUGGCGGUGGCGACGGUGGUCAAGAAGGACUACACUCCUCCUCCGGUGCCACCCGGCGUAGUGCGAGAGUCCAUCCUCCGCUUCAACAGUAUCCUCCAGCGGACCGAGUCUCCGGACGGGGAAGUGGGCGGGGCCAGACCCAGGAAGUUCUGCCCAGCAUCUGCCAGAAGCCAAUCAAGUCACGUGGAGAGAUCUCCCAGCCAUGAAGAUCCCAAAGAGGGGCGGAGCCAGAUGUCCUUGAGGCCAGAAGCGUCAACAAGGGGGCGGAGCUCUUCUGAAGGUGGCCAAUCAGCAAACGAUGGUGCCGAACGUUCCGCUCAGGGCAGGUCCCAUUCAUUCCAUUCUGAGAACGAGCAGAACUCACGUCUUGAUGUGGAAUCGAGUGUGGCCCACAUGGAUCGAGGGAACGGAUUGGAGGACGACCGCACUGAGUUCAAGUCCUGUGCCGAGAUCCGGAGAGCUUGGCAGGAGAAGGAGCGGGAAACCAUGGACGGGGGCAACCGGCAGUCCUACGCGUCCCCCGAAAAGACGCUAUACGUCGAGCCCCUGCGCAUCGUGGAGGAUUCGGACCUCGAGGACCCCCCAAGCAGAGAUCCAGAAGGUGCCAAGGUAGUAGAGAUGCCCACAGAGGAGUCCUCUGCGUAUCUCCCGACUUUGGGCAUUUAUGAAAACAACGGAGGAGACCCGUGCCUCCUGGAGAACUCGGAGCGGAUCCUCAGCAAAGUCCAGGCGCUGGCAAAGAUGUACAGCGAGAAGAUCAGCCGGCUGAAAGUGCAAAAGAGGGGAGCAGAGAGGCCGGGGAUGAGGCCCCGGGACCCGCACCGGAAGGGCCCCAUCCGGACCUCGGUUGGGACACCGGAGGGGAAGCUCGGGCCCAGCAUCCCCCAAUGUGAGCCACGGAUCUAUGGCCACGUCCUCAUCCACGAGCCCCUCCAGCAUGUCAUUGGGAUCCAGGAAAACACGCCUCUCCUCGCCGUCACCCGGGGCACGGCGUUGGAGCUGCGCAGCGAAAGGCCGCCUCGGUUGCUCUCUCUGGACCUCUUGGCUCCCCUCCGCCAGUCCUUGCUGAGCCUUGCGCCUGGACCUUCGGAAGCUCAGCCAAACACCUUCCAAAACAAAGACUUAUCGGAAAACUCUGAAAGCCAUUUGAAUCCUUCGAUGCCAACAACGGGAAGCAAAGAAAAGGAGUCUCCUUUGCCCCUCAAACGCAUCACUGAGACAGGACUUUGCCACAUGAAUGCCAAAACACCGAAGGAUGUUGGAGACGUUGUGCCGUCCUUUUGCAGGAACCAAGUGGAGGCAUCUAGAGAAUCGGAAGUAUCUGGCUUUUCCUUAGAACCGCAGCAGAAGCUCAGGGGCCCAGUGGACACAGAUGCUUCCAUAAUAGACAAACCCAAACCCAGGUUUCCCAGCUCCACAACCACCGAAGGGCCAUCACCACUGAAAGAGGAGCAUCUUCCGUCUCUUCCAAGUGACGACUUCCAGGCAAACAAAGCCAACUCUUCUCCUCCUCUAGAGUUGAAUGAGAACAAUAAUAGGGAUGCUGAGGAACCAAAUGGGAGCAAGGAGCACUCCAAAACACUCCAAAACACCCCAGUCCUGGAUCUUUUAAAGCCGCAAUCCGAGGCCUUUCUAAGGAACGUUCCCCGUGCCGUGUCUCCUCUUUGUCCGGGUUCGCCUUUACGGGAUGCCCAUCCUGCCCCUUCUUCCGAUCCCACGGGUGGAUCGGAUCUCUCUGCUUCCGUCCCUGCCGCACCGACGCCAAAGCUCUUCCCCACUUCGCCGGUCCGGCGGUGCCUCUCGUCCAGCGCUGCUGCCAUUUCGCGGUACAUUGCCGCCUCCUGCAUCAGCCAGAGCUUGGCUAAGAAGAAUGGCGCUCCUCAGCCGGAGGAGCUCCAAGUGCCUUUCCAGCCUCUCACGCCUCCAAGACCAUUAGCCAACCCGUUGGUGCUGCUCCCCAAGGCGGCACCCAGGGCUCAUGGGAAGCUAGAUACGCCGAACGCCGAAACCGGAUCUGCUUCUCCUUGUUUUAGAUCUGGACCUCUCUCGCCAACCCGCCAUCGGGAUUUCUCCUCCACUGCCGUCGAUCGGCGCUGUCCGUUCUCGUCCGCUUCGGAGCCGAACUCUCGCGUUCAGUCCCCUUUACCUGUGAAACCCAGAGUCUGCUCUCCUCCUCCAGUCAGACUCCAAGGCUGUACGUUUACACCGUUGUGUGCUCACCCUCCUGCGCAGCCGGCAAUCCACAUGGCUUCUCCUGUGGCUUUGGCACCAAACCCGGCCAUUAGAGGUACGGUCUUGUCUCCCUUUCCUUGGUCACGACCCCGUGGCAACAGUUUAACAGACCGCGGGUCAACAGAGAGCCUGUCCACGAACGGAGACUCCGCUCCGUCCCUCGGCGGUCAGCCUCAGGACCUCAGUGGCAUCAAGUGGCCCAACGUGCCCGGCCUUUGCCUCAAGUACGUGAACAGGGACCGGAGGGUCAAUCCCCCGGCGGAGGAAGGGGACGGUUGCCCCAAGCCGGACUCUCCCACCAAUGUGGAUGGAGCGAGGCCCCCUGAAAAGAGCCAGCAAAGGGUCAGCUAUUCCACGACGGUCAACAUCCAGAUUGGGGGCAGCGGGCGGAUUGCCUCUUUCAGCAACGCUCAGGUCAGCUUGACCCACCCCCUCCAGGCCACGCCGGAGCCGCUGAGUCUCAGGAAGGUCAACGGCAGCACCCCAAAAACGUGAUCCUUUCGGCGGUUUCCACUUUCCAGAUCUUGCAUUUGGAGAGAAGAUUUAAAAACCAUGGGAAGAUCUGCAACAGAUGUGGGUCUAAAGCAGUGUUUACCAAACUCUGGUCUUCCAGUUUCCAGAAUUUUAAUCACUGGCCAAAACAGCCAAGCCUUCUGGAAGCCGGAGUCCAAAACACUUGGAGGAUUCGAGUUUGAGGAAUUCCUGGCUUAAGAUUUCAACAAUGGAUCUUGGUUUUGUCUAAAGCUUUCAUGGCUGGAAUCACUACAGUAUUGUAUGGUUUCCUUGCUGUAUGGCUAUGUUCUAGCAGCAUUUUCUCCUGACUUUUUCACCUCUAAAGAUGCCAGUCACAGAUGCAGGUCAAAAUCAAAUCACGUUUUAUUGAUUAGCCCAUCGGCUGUAUCAAAACAUUUAACACAUAGACAUACAUACAACAUACAACCCGUGGUACAAAAGAAGCUGUUAACACGAUCCCAUUCAAGUCAAAUAUCUGCAUCACCUCCACAGUUUACCCCAAUUGAUUCCAAAUAUGCAGUUCUCAGCUGUGUUGCUUUGAAUAGGAAAAGGGCUGUUUUGUGUGUUAUUUUAGGAUUCCGGCCGGCCAACAAAAAUGAAGUUUUAAUAUAUGGGUCCCAGUGUGUUUUGCGAAUAAUGUAUGGCCCGAGACAUUGGUCUCUCUCUUUCUUUAUACAAUUCACAGCCGAACAGUACAUGUACGAUAUCCUCCACUUCUGAUGCUCCACAAAUACAAAAUCAUUCAUUGUAUGGAACUUGGUUGAACUUUCCGGGUUUGACCAUCGUAUCCAGCUACUCAAAACGAGCUCUGGUAAAUACCCUCCUGAGGUGUUUAGGCAUUUCUGUCUGUUUGAAAAGUAUGUUUAAAACGGCUUAACCAUUUCAAUGAUCCAGCUUUACUGAGAGUAGCAAUGUCUUUUUGGCCUUCUAUAUCCAGUACUCGUUCAGCAACUAUUUUUGGGUCUAGUUCUUCUAAGAGAUUUGGAUACCGAAUCGGAAGUCCACAACUCCUAAUGUAUUUUGUCAGAUGUGCCGUCGCGCCUGGGGCUCUAACUCUUAGCGAAAGAGGCAUGGACGUGACAUCUUUCCCCAGGGGAUUGCUUCUUGCCCUCCUUUAGGGAAACUGGAACUCCCAAGGACCAAAACACUGUAGAUAACUCAAAACUGGUUUUAUUGUUCACAAUAGGUUAUCCCUUUAAGGAAAUAAGCUGGAAGUUUCAAAGGGGUAAAGGAAAAUAUACAUUACAGUCUUUGGUUGUAUUAAGUCCAAGGAGCUCUGCAGCUGAGAAGCUUUUCCAGGUCCCUCUUUCUCAAUGUCUGUGAAUGCCAGAGCAAUCCUCAGCCUCAGUCCAAAUGGCCUAUGUUUGAAGACACAGAGUCUUCCUCUGAUGCCAAAGAACUGAUUUGAAGGCACUUGAGACUCCCCAACGUCGUCCAGGUUGACCCUGAACAUGAAGCAUAAGUCUCAAGGGUAAGAACCUCAGAAUUGGUGCUGAGAGGUAACUUAAUCAAGGGCUUUUAGAGCCAAGUCUCUCUCUCAUGUCCAUCUGGUAGAAAGCUAGAUGGUGGAAAGAAAAAGGAAACACUGUCCUACUCCAGGAAAGGGUGGAGCUAAGUGAGCAAUAUAACUGGUGCAAACAACAUUGAUUGACAGCUAUAAAUAACCAAUCAAUCCAACUACAUUUACAUUUAUCUGCUCUAAUAGGCACAGUUUUGACAGUCCAUCAUUUGCCAUGGCAGUAAGUUUUAUCCAGUAGUUGUAGGCCCUGAUAUUGGAUAAGCCAUCAACUAUAUAUACUCCCAGUUCCGCUCUUAGUGCGGCAGCUGGGGCACAGAUGCAGGUGAAAAGUCAGGAGAAAAUGCUGCUAGAACAUUCCAGUAUUUGGAUUUCUUGCAAAUUGCGAGGCUCAUUCUCCAGUUUUCACUCUCCUAUAAGGAAAGGUCUGCUGUCCUUGAUCUCCCCACCUUUGCUCUUGAAUCGAUUGGCGUUGAUUGGUGCCAGCAAGGGUGCCAUCUUGAUCCCAGGAGGGAUAAGAACCAAGGCAAACACAACACUAAAUAAAAUCUGCAACACACAUAAGAGUUCGGCUCCUUUGAGGAACAGUGAAGAUUUAAAGGCACCUUUGUCCAUUUUUUUGCUGUUAUGUGAUCGGAGGGAGCUUCACGCUUGUCAUUCUCAACUUUGCCAGAUGUUUUAUAAUUCCCAGGAGUCCCUUCCGUUGGGUCCAAUGAUUGGGCAUUCUGGGAGGUGAAUUCUAAAGGACCCAAACCAAUCUGAGAAGCCAUCCACACUGAGUACAUCUAGAAUUAAUGCAGUUUGUCAGCAAUUUAACUACAGUGGCUCAAUGCUAUGGAAAUCCACUUUCUAUGCCAUCUCUCUUCGGCAUAGAAGGUUCAAAGUCGAAGUCAAACUACAACUCCCAAGAUUCCAUAAUGUCAAGCCAUGGCGGGAAAAGUGCCAAACUGCAUCAGUUCGACAAUAUAGAUGCAUCCUGCAAGGGUCAGGUUUACUUUCAUAACACUAUGUAACAACAUUUGAAAAAUGUUCUGUUCCUGGUUUGGAAGUGCUAUUCCUGUUUAAUUGUGUGGGAUUUGCUUGGAAAGAAGUCGUUCUACUCCGGAAACUUUGUUUUGUGUUGAAUUGGUUGAGACUUGAUAAGAUAUGCACUGAAAAUGUGCUAUUGCAGGAUGUCCCUCAAAAAUAGUUUUUGCAGUUUAAUGAACUAAUAAUCCAUGUAUAAAAAAAUGUAAUGUGGAGUAAACAACAAAACCACUGAACCCAAUCACACCAAAUUUGGCCACAAAAGACAUAGUCAUCCAAAAUAUGUCUUUCAAUCAAAAAAAAAAACCUUGAAAAAUAGUCCAAAUUACAGAAGAUGAGGAAGAGCCUUUCUCCCCCUAACUGCCAGUUAGAAAGGUAGGCUCUGCUGCCUUUAGGCCCCGCCCCCUUCGUAUCCUAGCAACUCCCUCAGCCAAAAUGGCAGAGUGCACUUAGGCUUCUUAGACACAGCCUAUAAAAUACAGAUUAUCUGAUUUGAACUGGAUUAUAUGGCAGUGUAGAUUCAAGGUCCUUCCACACAGCUAUAUUACCCAUUUAUAAUCUUAUAUUAUCUGCUUUGAACUGGAUUGUCUUGAGUCCACACUGCCAUAUAAUCCACUUCAGUGUGGAUUUUAUACAGCUGUGUAGAAGGGUCCUCAUAUAAUCCACUUCUAAGCAGAUAAUAUAAGAUUAUAAAUAUAAUAUUAAAUAAUUACUGUGGUGUAAUAAUACAGAAUUAUAUCAUCUCUAAAACCAGGCCAGUAAAUAAAGAGCAACACUCUGAAAGCAGGGAAAUUGGGAAUUCCAGAAAGGAAACAAUCAGAACCAGCUAACACUUCCCAACAAAGGAUUCCCCCAGGCUUUGAAGCUACAAAGCCAUUAAAUGCUAAUCACGGUGCCUAACUGCAGUAUUCAUACCUGCCACACUGAGACUAUUAAUUGCAAUUCAAACUGGCCAAUCAAGGAUUCCGCAAGGUAGAAAGCGGCCAGGCUUGCAAGCAGCAAGGCUAUUCAGUGCUAUUCAACCUGGCCAACCAAGAUUUCCCUUAGGUGAAAAAUCCCCAGGCUUUGAAGCCACGAGGCUACUCCGUCCCAUUCAACCUGGCCUAGCAAGGAUGCCCUAUGUAGAAAGCGGCCAGGCUUUGAAGCUGCAAGACUAUUCAGUGCAAUUCAGUCUGCCCAAACAAUUAUUUCCCUACAAAAGAAGUAGCCAGGCUUCUUUAAUUGAGGGAGCUACUCCAGAAAAUGGCCAGGCUUUGAGGCUGCAAGGCUAUUCACUGCUAUUCCUCUUGGCCAACAAAUGAUUCCCAUAAGCACAGCAACACGUGGCCGGGCACAACUAGUAAUAAUAAUCAUCAUCAUCAUCAUCCUUUAUUUAUAGACCACCCCAUCUCCCCAAAGGGACUCAGGGAGGUUUCCGACAUGUACGGCAAACACUCAAUGCCAAAAAGGGAAAACAAUUCAGAAAACUACAUCAGGACAAAUAAUAUUAAACAAUAUGACAGCAACCUGACUCUAAACUCGAUAACAGGCAAAAUAACUGACAAUAAGAACUUAAAUGACCUAUACAAACAUAUUAUUAUUAAUGUAAAUUUGACACUCAAUAAAAGCAAUUAAGAACAAUGGCUUAAACCGUUAUAAAAAGAUGCAACAACCAGCAACUAGACUACUAUUAUGCAACAACCAGCCGGCUAGACAAGAGGUAAGAGUAUAAGUGGGCAUGUUAGUCUCUCCAUAUGCCAAAGUGCACAGAUGGGUUUUCAGCAGUUUUUUCAAAGCAAGGAGAGGGAACAAUUUUUAAUUCGUUGUCGAAGGCUUUCAUGGUCGGAAUCGCAGGGUUGUUGUGUGUUUUCCGGGCUGUAGAGCCAUGUUCCAGAAGCAUUCUCUCCUGACGUUUUGCCCACCUCUACGGCAGGCAUCCUCAGAGGUUGGAAAAAACUAAACAAGGAAGGUUUAUAUAUCUGUGGAAGGUCCAGGGUGGGAGAAAGAACUCUUGUCUUUUGGAGGCCAGUGUGAAUGUUUUUAAUUAAUCUCCUGGAUUAGCAUUAAUGGCCUUGCUGGAUUCAUGUCCUGGCUUCUUUCUGCCUGGGGGACUCCUUUGUUCGGAGGUGUUAGCUGUCCCUAUGUUUUUAGGACAGAACUAAUUAGGAAAUGACAUUUUUAACCCAGGAACAAAAAUUGUGUUACAUAGUGUAAUUACACCAGGAGUGAGUGGCAUUUCCUUGUCUAGAAAUGGCUACUUGAUCUGUUCUAUGGGGCAGCGACCCAAUGGAAACAAUUCCUCUUGCAUAAACCCUAUUGCUAUGGUAUAGGCUGCCUUUGUUUCUGUGAAAAAACAAAUUGAUUUGGAUUUCAAGCCCAAGCAGGAGGUGGCUUUUGGUACAUAAAGGCCAGUGUCACAAUUGCAAGCUCAGAUACCAGAGUUUUGGAUUAUUUUACUUUUUCAAGCUGCCAAACUUCACUUUUCCCCCCACUUUCUCUUUCAUUCACCAAGUCGGGGAGCUUCCUUAAUCAAUAGUAACUUAUGGGAAGGAAAAAAGUUCCUUCUCUCUCUCUCCCAUUUUUAGGUAAACACAAUUUCUUAACAGUUGUAGUGUUGUUGGGUUUGUUUGGGUUUUUAAACAAUGCCUAUUUAUAGUGACACCAUUAUUUUUUAAUUUAACGUGAAGGCUUCUUCGCCUUCCUCACAAAAGGGUACGGUCUCGUUUCUGUGGUUUAUUGUAAUAUUCCCUUCCCAAUCUUGUAAAUAAACACGGAUAACGUUUA
Molecule: messenger RNA, 12798 nt
Organism: Anolis carolinensis (green anole)
Lineage: Eukaryota; Metazoa; Chordata; Lepidosauria; Squamata; Anolidae
Gene: plekhg2
Product: pleckstrin homology and RhoGEF domain containing G2
Exons: 18
Coding region: 2346-7475 (1709 amino acids)
Biological process (GO): regulation of actin filament polymerization
Molecular function (GO): guanyl-nucleotide exchange factor activity; small GTPase binding
Source: RefSeq, a predicted model, not a curated record